Anisakis simplex (herring worm) is the source of this 1911-nucleotide messenger RNA. Lineage: Eukaryota; Metazoa; Nematoda; Chromadorea; Rhabditida; Anisakidae. The record is from the annotation of a GenBank genome assembly.
AUGUCGAAUGACGAGCGUCAAGCUUGGAAGUAUCGCGCCAAGCAGUUCAAUGAAUCGGCAGCCGGGCGGGCACAACUACAGCAGAGACGUCAAAGGAGACGAGACCGCGGAAAUCACUCUCCGACCCCAUCUUUCGUAAGGGAGCCGAUGACAAAUGCACGAGAUAGGCUUAAUGAAUCACCAGUUUUGCACGCGUCCCGUCGAACCGAUGAAGAGGACGAAUAUUCCACAGUGUAUUUCGAGCCGGGAUGUGAUGAGUUUAUAUGGAAACGUAUGUGCGACGUGAGAAAUAUGUUGGCGCAGUUUACAGAGCGAUUCGAUAUGAAUCAACAACAGUACAACGAUGGAAGGGAGUUCACAAACAAAGAGGAUUACUUUUUGAGACGACGUUUAUGCGUGGCAUCGGUGAAUGUGCACUAUUGUGAUGCGAAUCACAACGUUUAUCCAUCAGAAAUAUCACUGAUCAAAUUCAAUAUUGCUGAUGGUCUCUUAGAUGAACGCAAUUUCAUAUUAUCUCUUCCAAGAUAUCUUGUCAUACCGCGCGAAUAUGAAAGUGCAAUCGUCAAUAAUGAAGAGCGGACGAUGUUGCGUGCUGACCAGCGUGACCAUGCACUGUGCCACUUUAUGAGAUCGGAUUUCGACGAGAUUUGGCACGAAAUAAAAGAAUUUACGAACUUCGAUGGAGUGCACGAGAGGAUUGCAGUGCGUUCGGGUGAAUGGAAUAGUGUGGUUGGAGCAUUUCAUACACUCUGCAGACUCGUCGGAGAGCAUGCAUCUUCGCGAAUCGGGACCCGUUUUGUGGUGAUUGAGGACUACUUGCAAGCGAUGACCACAUCGAUUCUGCAAGACCGACAACACUCUCUUCAGCACCCUCAGCCACAAGCUCGCAGCCAUAUAUCCGCACAAUUGCAGCCAAAUAUCACCGCUCAAGCAACUGCAGCCUCAUCAUCUGCAGCCUCCCGGCGCGACGUAACCACAGUCGCACGCAACGACCAACACGCAUCGCGCGGAACGUGUCAAUCCGACGUGGUGACGUGUUCGUUCCAUCAUCAGUUGUUAUUGACGAAUCAGUGCCGUGCGCGUGCGUGUGCUAUGUUCACAGCACGCCAAACAGCCUUUAAUUUCCUCACUCUUUCGAAACAGUACGCAUUCCGUAACUUCACAAUCACGGGAACGCAUUUCCCAGAUGGCGACAAUUCGCCAGAAGCAGUCGGUGAGGUUGCAGAUUGGGGUGCUGUAAACAGUGGAGCCGAAUGCGGAAUCCGUGGCGAAAUGACCCCACACUUGGCAUGUCGCCAAGAAAACGUUAGAGACGGGCCAAGGGUUCCAGGAACAUUUGAAGAACCGAAGAGACAAAGACAAAAAGAACAGCGGGAAGAAUUAUGGAGGCGUAACGCCAAUCAGAGAAAUCAGGCAGUGCAAGACUGCCGUGGAGACUACAACAAUUUUGUCUUUGGACAACGGCGAUCAACUUCGACGGGAUACAGCGAUGUGAGCGUCGGACUAGAGAGGACGACACUAGGCGAGGGAACUAGAGAAACACAUUUUGGGGGAGAAGUACCCGAGAUUGGGUAUUCGAGGAAUGCAUCCCGUUCACCGGAUACUUACAUUCCGGAGGAAAAUGUUGUGACCUAUGUGGAUGCAGGUACGUGGUGGAGAGGCAGGCGCGUGUUGCGUAACGCGUGGAACUGGAAUGAGCAAAGAAGGGGUGAACCUAUAAUAACAUCUACGAUAUCACGCGACAAGAGAAAGAAGAGACAAGAGAAAGCGUCAAAUAAUGUCUGUGGUGAUAUGCAAAGCUUAAAAUUUACCAGGAAUACGGGUAAAUUGGAGGAUCUUAAUAAUGAUUUUUCUGAACUGCAGAAAUCGCAUGGCCAAGUUUUGUACUUGAGCCUUUAUUCUCUCUCGUAG